GUUUUCUACUACUCUUGCAGAUUUAACAACUAUUUGCUUUACGAGGAUCGCAUGGGGUCCAGAAAUGAGUCGUCCGAGAUUUCAAGGAACAAGUGUGCUGCAUGCUUUAGACAAUUCAACAAAAUGGAACACCUAGUGGAGCACAUGAGAAUAUCGUAUCACUCAGUCCAUGAACCCAUGUGUGGAAUCUGUAAGAAACAUUGCAGAUCUUAUGAGUCCUUGAGGGAGCAUCUUAUAGGGCCAUUGCCUAAGCAAGAAUGUAAGAAUAUUUUCAGUAUCCGUGGAUGCAAAUUUUGCUUAUCCAUCCUUGAUAGCCCUAAUGCUCGCAGAGUUCACCAAGAAAGAUGCCAGCUCUCCGGUGUAAAUGCUGGACUACUUGCAAGCUUUGCUAAUUUAGGCCUUCGGGACAACCUGACACUCGACAAUGGUUAUGCAAGAGGUCGACAGGUAGUUGCCCUAGCUUGCAAAAUGGUUGGAGGAGGCAGUGAUGGCUCCAUAGACCUUUGCGCAAGGGUUUGCCUGAUUGACGAAAAUGAAAAUAUUAUCUUCCAUACCUAUGUCAAACCACCAAUUCCUGUCACAAACUAUAGGUAUGAAACCACAGGCAUUAGACCAGAAUACCUAAGGGAUGCAACACCAUUAAGGCAAGUUCAAAAGAAGAUUCAAGACUUCCUUUGUAAUGGAGAACCGACGUGGAAAAUUCGUCCUAGAGGAGGAAAAGCCAGGAUUCUCGUGGGUCAUGACCUUGACCGUUUGCAACUAGAAUAUCCAGCUGUAAUGAUGAGGGAUACUGCAAAAUAUCCGCCACUGAUGAAAACAAGCAAGCUCAGCAACUCCUUGAAGUAUCUAACCCAAGCCUAUCUCGGGUAUGACAUCCAAACUGGCAUGCAAGAUCCUUAUGAAGAUUGUGUUGCUACAAUGAGGCUCUACACAAGAAUGAGAUCACAAAAUCAUACGAUAGAGGAUUACCCUCUCGCUUCUGAUCCACAUAACCGAAACAAUUUUGCUUCGUGGAGGCAAAGUGAGCUUGAAAGGAUGAGCCCCGAAGAAAUGUUUGCAAUAUCAAGAUCUGAUUACUACUGCUGGUGCUUGGAUUCUUAAGCAUGCGACUUUUCCCGAAUAGUAAGCAAAGGCAACUCUGUGUCCAUGCGAAAUGAACACACUUCCAAACUAUUCGAUAUUUUAUAUUAAGAAGAAAAAUAAAUUGGGAAGCUUCUGCCAUUCCAUUACCACUCCCCUCUAGAUUACUGGAAGGUACUGAAUAUGUUAUUCAAUAUGUAAUAAGUAGUUUCUUUAAUAUAAAUUUGGUAAUAUAUAUUUAAUAAAAGUAUAACACAUAAUGGUAAUUUAUGUGUUAAUUAAUGCAA
This is a messenger RNA of Populus nigra (black poplar), 1367 nucleotides long. RefSeq lists its product as uncharacterized. Gene Ontology annotation, cellular component: nucleus. Gene Ontology annotation, biological process: rRNA processing. NCBI's taxonomy places the organism in Eukaryota, Viridiplantae, Streptophyta, Magnoliopsida, Malpighiales, Salicaceae. The coding region runs from base 52 to 1101 and encodes 349 amino acids. Gene Ontology annotation, molecular function: nucleic acid binding; 3'-5' exonuclease activity. The record is from RefSeq and is a predicted model, not a curated record. The transcript is spliced from 7 exons.